Messenger RNA from Mytilus trossulus (common blue mussel), 1297 nucleotides. Its product is annotated as leucine-rich repeat-containing protein 15-like. Gene Ontology annotation, molecular function: protein binding. Lineage: Eukaryota; Metazoa; Mollusca; Bivalvia; Mytilida; Mytilidae. Bases 254 to 1291 code for a protein of 345 amino acids. The transcript is spliced from 14 exons. Gene Ontology annotation, cellular component: extracellular matrix. The record is from RefSeq and is a predicted model, not a curated record.
AAUGACAUUUAUGUCACCUGACGAAUAUAAGUUUGUGGAUUUAAACUUAAAUAAAUGAAUUAAUUGACUACACAUAUAUUUGUGUUUUGAUAUCAGUAGCUACAAUGCACUAACACAUUGUAGUAAUGGUAGUGAACAAACAUCAAUUUACAUUUAUAUAAAUGUGUAAACAGGACUUACAAUUAUUUUAAAAUUUAUCGUGACUGGAAUCAUUAUUAACGGAAACGCAAUUGAAUCAAGUUAAUCAAUCAAAAUGAAGAAUAGAAGUCUGUUCUUUAUUGUACUAAUUGUUUGUGCUAAACUAGUGAAUACAUCAUGUCCGUCGACUUGCAGUUGUAGUAACUCAACAUUAGGGUUUGAUGUAAACUGUUAUUCAAAAUCCUUUGAACGUAUUCCAGACUUACCAAAUGAUACGUACCGCCUGAAUUUUGCGUACAACAACAUCGAUGAAAUUGAUGUUCAACUUUGUAAAGAGAUGCCACUUUUACAAUACAUCAUCAUUCAUACCAAUUUGAUUCGAGAAAUUAGAAAUGAAACCUACACAGACUGUCACCAGUUGAUCACUCUGGAUAUACAUCGCAAUAAAUUAACAAGUAUAGCAAAAAUGGUAUUUAGCAAUUUAAGACAACUACAAACAUUAGACCUCAGAUAUAAUACCAUUGAACAUAUACAUCCCGAAGCAUUUCGUACCUUGACAUCACUAAAACAUCUAUACUUACAAAAUAAUGCAAUUGAAUAUGUACGACAGGAAACCUUUUGUAACUUGACAUCCCUGACAAAUCUCGAGCUUGGUUACAACAAAAUUAAUUAUGUCGACGAAAAUACGUUUAGACACCUUUCAAGCCUUCGAUAUUUAUACAUGGAAAACAAUAAUAUAUCUAGCAUCAAUUCAAUUCCAUUUCAAGAAAUGCCAAAUUUGUAUUAUCUUCAUCUACAAUAUAACAGAAUCACAGCUAUACCAAGAGAUGCUUUCAAUAACUUAUCACAGUUAUAUAGAAUAUUCCUUUAUAACAACAAGAUUCAGUCUAUAGAAAAUAAUACGUUCGUCAACAUGACAAGUUUGUAUAAUCUGUAUCUCUACAACAACGAAAUAUCUACAAUUAAACAGCCAGCCUUUACGAAUCUACCUAACCUUCGAUAUCUAUACCUUUAUAACAACAAGAUACAGUAUGUGGAGAGUAAUACGUUCGUCAACAUGACAAAUUUGUAUGAAUUGAUUCUCUACAGCAAUGAAAUAUCUACAAUAAAACAAUCAGCUUUUAUGAAUCUACCAAGGCUAUUUCACCUGUAAGUAUAU